AUGAUAAUUGCACGAUUACUACCUUGUUUAGAAGGUAAAAGUAAUAGUGAUGACUUUACUACUUCUGAUCCAGCCUGCGAUACAAUGGUACCAACUUAUAAUCAAAAUAUUAUCACUCCAUUACAGCAAACUAUUUUUAAAAUUCGAAUCUUUAAUGAAAAUGGCCGUGAAACUUUUGAAUAUGAUGCUGAAAAUAAAAAAAUUCUGCAAGUUCGAGUAGAAGGUGGACCAUUUGAACGAGCUCAAAUUCAAGCCCGUUCAAUUAUCAAUCCAACAAGUCAAGCAGGUCGUUUUGUAAGACCUGUGCCAAAAUACUUCAAACUCGUUAACUGUAGUGGAAAUUACGGGAGUGCAAUAAUAAACGAUGGCAUAGUAUCGAGGCGACAUACAAGUUUGAAUUGGCAACCGCCAAACGUUCCUUCGGGAGCAAUUAUUUUCCUUGCAAGUGUAAUCCACUCGAGACAAUUGCACCAUAUCCGUUCUUCCUUCUUGUCGCCUAUUUCAAAUACUACCAACAUAACAAAUCGAGGCUGUGGUAAUUAUUAUGGAUGCUUCAGAAUUGGCACUUCAAAAUGUAUAUUCGGUGAAAACUGCACCUUUUCACUGAAAUGGCGUUGUUAUAAGCAGUCAAUGAUCGUUGAGGCCAUGCAUUUUGGCCAUAUUGCAUCGUUUGGCUUAGCUGAGACUGAAAAACGUGCAGUACUUUGCAUUGCAACUAAUAAUAACUCAUCCUUGGAUGAUUACUAUAUUUCGGGUGAUCGCGGAUUUCCAAAUAUUUUCGAUCAGCCUCUCAGUAGGCGACUCAAAACAAUUAAUGAUGGCGUGCGUACUUUUUGUCGAUUUGAAAUGCAGCGACCAAGGAAGAACACAUCUGUAUUAUUAUUUGGGAAAGUUAAUUCUUAUGGUCAUCCAUAUAAGCUACGUAAGUGGCGAAUACCUGGAUCAAAUAUGUGUGAUCCGAAUACAAUUUCGUCUGGCCUGACCAGGUCAAUCUCAACUACCCCAGCGUUUUCUUCCGUUUCGAACUCAAAAAAAAGUGCCCUAACUGCCAUACUUAUUUCAAUUUACAUAUUUUAUUAG
Molecule: messenger RNA, 1080 nt
Organism: Thelazia callipaeda (thelaziosis nematode)
Lineage: Eukaryota; Metazoa; Nematoda; Chromadorea; Rhabditida; Thelaziidae
Source: the annotation of a GenBank genome assembly